AUGAGACCAUUAUCAAGGUAUAUAAUACAAAUGAUAAGAAAUAGAUUUCGUUGGAGAUGUCCUAUUUAUCAACCCCAUUUACUAGUCUGUAACAACCCAGUGCAUUAUGCACAAAAUUUAUCAAGGAAUUAUGGAAACAGUCCAGGACCAGUUUCAACAGUCUUCAAUGAUAACCUUCUGUAUCAAAUCGACAUAAAACUCCAAAAAGGAAACCCUAUCCCCAAAAAAUUAGUCGAACGUUUGAUAAUCGAGCUCCAAAACUUUGGCAAAAUCUAUAACUUCGACGCAUUCCUAGUCAUAAAAAGUUGCGGUAAGUCUUUGAUGGACGCAGACGCUAAGGAGAGUAUCGAGCUGGUGCACUACUUAUGGGACACCCUUGAAAGCCUCGAAGUAAAACUCGAAGUGUCUCAUUACAAUGCUCUGCUAGACGUGUACUUAGAAAAAGACUACGACUUUUCACCAAAUAAAUUUCUCUCAACAAUGAUUGAAAAAUCAGUAGAACCCAACCGCGUGACUUUCCAGCGACUGAUAGCAGCUUGCUGCAAAAAAGGCGACAUCGCAGAAGUGAUGGCCCUGAUGGUAGAAAUGAAGAGCCGAAACCUUCCCUUAACCGAGGAGAAUUUCAACAUGCUAAUCUUGGGACAUAGCCAAGCGGGUGACAUUGACAGCGCGAUUAAUACCCUGGCCAUCAUGAAGGACAAGGGAAUUGUCCCUUCAAUUGACACCGAAACCGCUUUGAUGUGCGCGUACGCCAAGCAAGGUGACUUUAAAUCUCUGAAUGACUCAUUUGAAAAAUUAGCAGCUAACAAUUUUGAUCUCGAGGAGAGACAUUAUAUGGAAAUUUUCCAAAGCUUAGUAAUCAACGGACACUUGGAGCAAGCUGAGAAUUUUUUAUCAAAAAUGCCCAAAGAUCUUAACUCGGACAUAGACACCAGCCGGCUGAUCAUAAAACUUAUCAAGAUGCAGCACACUGAUCUGGCUUUAAGGCUGUUAAAGUCCACGACGGCCAAUUCUUUGAGAUUACAUGCUCGUAUAAAUAUAUUCCUUGGAUCUUUGGUGAAAACCGACACCAAGGUAGAAGAAGUAAUUCAAAUUUGCGAGAGAAUAAAAAAAGACUUUGCAAAUGAGGAUCCUUUUAAAGAAGCGGUCUACUUCUACCUAUUCAACGGGAUAAGUCCUUCUUCAACUCUCGAGAUGAUGAAAGCCUGGCGCAAAGUUGGUGGACAAAUCCACGAUCAUUUUUUCUGGCCGCUGCUGGUCCUCGAGAGCAAAGCCAGUAAUGUCGACGGGAUUUUAAACGUCCUUAAAUCAAUGAUUGAAGAUUUUAAAAUCACCCCUUCUUUGAGGACACUCAGAGACUUUACAAUUCCGUACAUGUUCGGUUCUCGAAAAGAGAUCAUCAACAGGUUGAAGCCGCUGAAUAUUUCCGCGGACACUAUUGUGAUAGCGAUGGCCGACAGGUGUAUUAUUGAGCGACAGCUCAAAAAUGCUGCGAUCUUGAUGACUUUUCAUGAAACUAAAUUCCCUACGGAUGAUGAAUUCCUCCAUCGAUUCGUCGAGACUCUUAACGCCAGAAAUGACGUAAAAUCUUUUGUUGUAAUUUUAAGACUUUUGUACAGUGACUCGGGAAAGGUUUCAGCAGUUUGUAUGGAUAAAAUUUUAAGGAAAGUUAUUGAUGUAGUACCGGAUUAUCGGCCUAGUGUGAUGAUUAGUCUCCUUCAGGAGCUAACGGUAGCUGGGUUGAGUAUUUCUGAGGAAAUUGCUGGUGAAAUUAGGAGUUAUUUAGCAAAUAAUGUUGAAGAAGUUGAUGAUGUUAUUAAAAAAUUAGAAUCUGGAGAAUUAACAGAAGUUCCAAUGUCUGAGUACAACCCUUAUUUGCUGCAGCGGUCUGAAGGCUCUGGAGAAAUUAUUCCUCAUAGUCAGGUGUAUGAAUUGAGGAAUCAGUUCAAUAAAUAUGUUACGGAGUUUGAUAAUGAGCGCGCAGCUGCUGUUUGCAAGCAGUUAGAUGCUAUAGGGUAUGUAACUCCGCCGUUUUAUGCUAUGGCGAUUGGAGUUUUUUGCGAUUUGGGAGAUCUAGAGACUGCUGGGAAGUAUGUUGAGCAAUUUUCAGAGAAAUUACCUCAGCACAAUUUGAGUUUUGGGAAAGGUCUUAAGUUUGCGGAGUUGUUGGUUAAAAAUAAUCGGUUUGAAGAAGCUGUUAGAUUUAUUAAGAGGCAGCCGGUCGCUAAAGACAAGCAAGCUUUUUCUCGGACGAAUGUUAAAGCUGUGGAGUCUCUUCUUGCGCUUACGGCGAAUCAAGAAAGUCUUGAGAAGACUUUUCAGAUGAUUGACCUGCUAGCGGACAAGAAAUUGUUGAAAGCGGCCACUUUUCCACUGGGGAUUAUUAUUGAAUCGUUUCUUGAAAAGAAAGAACACACUAAAGCUCUGGAAGUUUUUGAACGAGCUGUGACUGAGUAUAUGUGCACUCCUAAUAAAAUUAAAUUGUUAGAGACUUUGCUACUGAGGGAUGAUCAGGUUAAUCUUAAAAGAUUUUUAGAGUUUAAUAAUGAUACUUGGGGAGAAAAAAACACGGACUUUAGUAUGGCACUGGUGAAUUUAAGCAUCGGAAAGUAUCAACUUGUUAGGAAGUAUUUUAAAAAUUUAGGCUCGUUUGUUUCGAACUUUCAAAUUGGCUUUUUUAUUGACUACCUUGAGAAGACGGAAAACUUUGAGGCGCUUGAAGAGUUUAUUGAAAUUACUAAGCGCUUGGAUGGAAAUCACACUAAUUUGUUUAAAAGAGCGCUCAAGGUUUAUGUUAAGUAUGAUGACUGGGAAGGAGCGAUGGAUCUUUGGAUGAAGAUGCAAGAAGAUGAAAUUAAUCCUGAUCGUGAAUUUUUAGUUACUUUGAAGAAGUUACUUGUUAGGCAUCAACAGAAAGUUCCUUUUGUUUGUGAAGAUAGUUAUAAAAGUGAUAGGGAAGUUUCGGGGUUAGUUGGAUAA
Molecule: messenger RNA, 2979 nt
Organism: Cotesia congregata
Lineage: Eukaryota; Metazoa; Arthropoda; Insecta; Hymenoptera; Braconidae
Source: the annotation of a GenBank genome assembly